This is a messenger RNA of Habropoda laboriosa, 5898 nucleotides long. Its product is annotated as Down syndrome cell adhesion molecule-like protein Dscam2. Gene Ontology annotation, molecular function: protein binding. The transcript has 29 exons. The record is from RefSeq and is a predicted model, not a curated record. NCBI's taxonomy places the organism in Eukaryota, Metazoa, Arthropoda, Insecta, Hymenoptera, Apidae. The coding region runs from base 1 to 5898 and encodes 1965 amino acids. Gene Ontology annotation, biological process: cell-cell adhesion.
AUGCAGGGACCGAGCUUCGUGUCGGAACCACCGUCGCGGGUGGAAUUCACGAAUGUGAACGGAGGCAGGGUGGACUGCAUAGUGAGAGGAAAUCCGGCACCUACCGUCGACUGGCUGGCAGCGGACGGCGGCAGUAUAACGAGUAUCCCUGGAACCAGACACGUCCUUGGCAACGGGACCAUCCACUUUCCUGGCUUCGAGGCCGAGUCCUUCCGACAGGACGUCCACUGGGCCAUUUAUAAGUGUUCCGCCGUCAACAGCGUCGGUGCCAUCGUUAGCAGAGACGUCACUGUCAGAGCAGUGGUGAACCAACGUUACGAUCCGGAAGUGCAAUGUCCCGGCGGUUUCCUCGGCAACAACGUACUUAUGCGCUGCAACGUGCCCGGUUUCGUUCGCGACCACGUCACCAUUACGUCUUGGCUUCAGGAGCCAUCCUUCAACAUCUACCCGUCCACGAUGGGAGACGGCAAAUACCACAUGCUUUCCAGCGGGGAACUGAUGAUACUGAAUAUCACACGGGAGGACGCGGAACGGACUUAUCGGUGCAGGACGCAUCAUCGUCUGACGCAGGAAACGGUCGUCAGCAGCAACGUCGGCAGGCUUCAAUUGACUGAGAUACGAAGCACCGUGCAGCCGAAGAUAAACGAGAAGGUGGUCUACACGUCAUCGCGGCUCAAGGAAACCAUUGUGAUACCAUGCGUCGCGUAUGGCAAUCCUACUCCUACCAACAGGUGGUAUUACAACAGGAACCAGAGGGAGGAACCAAUCGAGGACACGUCCGGGCAUUACGUGGUACGAGACGGUUCGUUGAUCAUACAAGGUGUUCAGGAGAGCGACGCUGGUUCGUACAUGUGCACCGCCAGUAAUUCCGAGGGCAACGAGUCCAUGGAAGUGAGGUUAACGGUGUCUGCGCCAUUGAGCGUGCACGUUCAACCGUCGAUUCAGACCGUCGAUCUUGGGAAAGCCGCUGAUUUGACGUGCAGCGCAAGUGGAUUUCCGCAGGCGGCGCUGUACUGGCUGAAGGACGGUCAGCCAUUGAGGACUGGCGCUCGCAUAAGGGCGGUUUCCAGGGAGCAUAUUUCCGUGAUGUCGGUUGCACGAGAGGAUCGCGGCAUGUACCAGUGCUUUGUGAGGAACGAGUAUGAAAUGGCUCAAGGAAUUGCGGAAUUGCGGUUGGGCGAGAUCGCGCCGCAGCUGGUCUACAGGUUUAUCGAACAGACAAUGCAGACCGGUCCAUCGGUUUCUCUGAAAUGCAGCGCCGCGGGUAAUCCCACGCCGCAAAUUUCCUGGCUGCUGGAUGGAUUUCCGCUUCCGCAAAACGACAGGCUUCUGAUUGGCCAGUACGUGACCGUGUACGGGGACGUGAUAUCACAUGUGAACAUCUCGUCGGUGAAGUCUGAAGAUGGAGGCGAGUACGAGUGCAUCGCGAGUAGCCGCGCUGGCGAGGCUAGCCACUCUGCUAGGCUCAAUAUUUACGGUUUGCCAUACGUCAGGCCCAUGUCGACGGUUUCAGCGGUCGCUGGGAAACAGUUUCACAUCAAAUGCCCGGUCGCUGGCUAUCCCAUCGAAUCGAUCAUUUGGGAGAAAGACGGAGUGAGGCUGCCCACGAACAUGAGGCAGAGGGUCGCGAACGGCAGCCUUUUCAUCGAUACGGUGCAACGGGCGGCCGAUCAGGGCACGUACAUGUGCACUGCGAGGAACAAGCAUAACUUCACCUCGCAACGUUCCGUCGAAGUGCGCGUUCUAGUGCCACCUAAAAUCACGCCUUUCAGUUUUGCUCGCGAUUUAAACGUAGGGGACCGUACUAGCGUACAGUGCGUGGUCGUGACUGGCGAUCUGCCACUGACGUUCACGUGGCUCAAAGAUAACGUCCCGAUAGAGACGUACAGGACGCUUCCGACGGGCAACAACAUACAGAUAAGCGACUAUCCGCCGUUUUCCAGCAUCCUGACGAUAAAUAACGUCAGCGCUAAGCACAGCGGGAACUACACGUGCCAGAUCAGCAACGUCGCUGGCCUGGCCGAAUACUCGACCGGCCUCUCUGUUGCUGUGCCGCCACGGUGGACGGUGGAACCUAUCGACCAGAACGCGGUUGUAGGUCACGGCGUCUCCAUUGCCUGUCAGGCUGAAGGAUUCCCCAUUCCGACGGUGACUUGGAAGCAAUCGAUCGGCGAUACACUAGGCGACUACAGAGAGCUGGGAUACAGCGGCACCGAGGGAGCAGGGGUUGCUGGGAACGGGUCCUUGGUGAUCCCACGGGUAUCCAGAGAUCAUGCCGGCUUCUAUCUAUGCCAGGCUAGCAACGGCAUCGGACCAGGCCUCAGCAAGCUCAUCCGCCUAACAGUUCACGCGGGACCACAGGUAUCGGUGAAAACGCGGCAGGAGUCGGUGCGUCGAGGAGAGAGCGUGAUGCUGCGGUGCGAGGCUGAAGGAGACGCACCUCUUGAUCUGAGCUGGCGUGCGCGUGACAGCAGAGUCGAUCCCAACUACGACGUUAGGUACACGAUAGACAACCAGAAGGUGUCUGGUCGCAUGAUCUCCGAGCUACGUAUCAGCCAGGCGAACCACAUAGACCGCGGUGACUACAUGUGCGUGGCAACGAACGCGUACGGCCACGCGAGGGCUACGAUCAACCUGCUGGUCCAGGAGCCACCGAAUUUUCCCAGGGAUUUACACAUAGCCGAGCAAGGCAGCAGAUCGUUGCAGUUGGCCUGGUCGUCGCCGUCCAGCGAACAGGAUCCAGCUCACGCCAGCUCGCCCAUAACCAACUACAUCGUGCAGUACAAGGAGGCGCAGGACGUGUGGCAUGAGCACAACACGCAGAUGAUGGUGGCAGGGGACAACACGGUCGCGCUGGUGUCGCCCCUAAAACCGGCUACCUCCUACCACUUUCGGGUGCUUGCGGAAAAUCACCUUGGAACAUCAGCGCCAAGCGACAUCCUUCAUGCCCAAACUGACGGCGAGAUACCAAGUGGACCACCUAGAAACGUAAUCGCCGAGCCAUUAGGACCGCAGCAAGUGAAGGUCACCUGGCAACCACCAGAUCGAUCCCUAUGGAAUGGAGAACUUCUCGGAUACACCAUCCGCUACGCCAGUCCCGGAGGGAAUAAUCAAUCGGUGAACAUCAACGGGAACGGGGACGGCUCGUACGAUUAUAGGCUAACCGGCCUUCGAAAGUACACCCAGUACAACGUGGUGGUGAAGGCGUUCAAUAAUAAAGGCGACGGUCCUGAAUCGAACCCGAUCACAGUGCAGACCCUCGAAGACGUUCCGAGUGCCGCGCCGCAGAACGUCGCCUGCGCCGCCCUUACAGGCCAGAACAUCCAGGUGACCUGGAAACCACCACCUUCGGACAAAGUUCACGGGGUCGUGCAAGGUUACAAGUUGCUGUACGAAGCGGCGAGCGCGGUUCUGGAACAGCUAGCCGGCAGAGAGACGAAGAUCAGCCAUGCACUGAGCACCGUGCUACACGGCUUGAGCCCCUACACCAAAUACACGGUCCAGGUGCUCGCGUACACCAGAGCUGGAGAGGGUGUCACCAGCAGCCCGGUAUCCUGCACCACCGAAGAAACUGUACCGGACGCGCCGGAGCGCGUGAAAGCCGUGACCAGCAACGAGGACGCUGUGGUGAUAUCCUGGCUGCCACCGCGACGGCCAAACGGCAUCCUCACCAAGUACACCGUUCACAUCCGUGUGUUGGACCAGGGCCAGGAGGUGAAGAUCACUACGAGCUUGCUGCCUGCGCAGAACCUGCACUACGAGGCGACCGGUUUGAAGCUGCGCGAGUCCUACGAGGCCUGGGUUACAGCCUCGACCAAAGUGGGACAAGGACCUAGCACUCCGGUCAUCAAACUUCAGCUAAGCAAUACUGUUCCAGCAGCUAUAAUAUCGUUCGGAGUGCCGCUCGUGGUGCCUUGGAGGGUGGACGUCAAUAUGGCCUGUCUCGCCGUCGGUAAUCCACGACCGACGGUAGAAUGGCGUCGCGGCGACGUAAAGCUCCAUCAGAAAAGUGACAUCGGACCGGACAACGCGUUAACGCUGAGGAACGUGCAGAGGACCCACGAGGGCAACUAUUCCUGCCACGUGAAGAAUUCCCUUGGCUCGGACGAAAUCGUGUACACGCUGCAAGUACAAGUCCCGCCAACUCCGCCGACACUGCUGGCCACCGGCACCACAACCGACGCUGUUCAGCUGCAAUGGAAGCAGGGCGACAAUGGCGGCGCACCCAUCAAGGGUUUCCUCCUGGCCUAUCGUCGCGAGUUCUCCGAGUGGGAAGAAGUGAUGCUGGAUCGAAAGGCGAACACGCAUCUGCUGGAGGGCUUGCAGUGCGGCACCAGGUACCAGUUCACUCUUGCGGCCUUCAACAGGAUCGGCAGCGGGAGCGCGAGUAAAAUCGAGACGGCGAAGACAAACGGGACCAAACCGAUUUCACCUACGAAGCAUCAGCUGAUUAAAGUGAAUCAGACUUUCGUCACGUUGGAGUUGACGUCCUGGCAAGAUGGAGGAUGUCCUUUGUUGUACUUCGUCGUGGAGUAUAGGAGACAGCCUGGCGAUUGGUUGCUGGUGAAGAAUAACGUGUCGCCACAACCGAGGUUCCCUAUAGAGAAUUUGGAAACCGGCACUAAAUACGAGCUGCGUGUCACCGCGUACAACAACGCAGGUUCCACGGAGGCCGAAUACCUGUUCAGCACGCUGUCACCGAGCGGCAGUAAUCGAAUACACGACGAGCAUCCGCCGGAAACCGAGGAGACCUCGUUGUUUUUCGACGCCCACGUGCUGGCGCCCAGCGUGAUCUCUCUUUUGGCCGUGUUCCUCGCGGUUGCUGGCGUUUGCUUUUGCUUGAAAACACACGCUGAAAGAUCUGGGCGAGCAAACGAUCCAAACUCGCAAACACAGGCUGCGCUGGAGAACAAGCACAACAUGGAGCAAAGAGAACAGUACUACGCGACGGUGAGGAAACCGGGCCAGCAAUCGCCCUGUCGCGAGGUGAGCGCGCUGGAAAGAAUUCCCGAAUAUUCCGAAGACAUUUAUCCGUACGCCACCUUCAAUCUGCCCGAGCAGGAAAACCUGUCGGCGAACCCGAUGCGACAGGCGUUCUACUACGAACGCAGCGAAACGAUGCUGCAGGGCAAUCAGUGCGACAUGGACCAGUACACGAAGGUACGAGGAAGAGCGAGACGGAAGUCGAAGUCGUUCAAAUCCGAGUCAGAGGAGUACGACACGUUGGGCUCGGACAGCGACACGGAAGUUGGUACCAGCAGUCGUACAGAGUCCUCAAAUCAUCUGGACGACUCUGGACCAGCGUCGAUAAUGACGCGAUCACCAGGGCCGAACUCGAUCGUACAGAGGGAGCAGCGACUAGCCCUGGUCCCGAGGCCGGUUCAUCAUAAUGUGCUGUACCACACGCACGAAUCAAGUACAUCAACCGAGCCGUCACCAAUUUCUGAGAGGAAGACCUUCCCGAGGCUCGAGAAGCAAAGGAAUCAAGGAGCAACGCCCGACAUUGGGAUGGACGGUCGCGUGCCGGGGAUCCUGCGCCCCGUGAUGAAGCUCUCGGAAUCCGGGAUGCAUUCGUAUUCGAGGGGAGCAUCGCCGAGUCAACCGUCGAGGCCUGGCUCCUGCGAUCGGCUGGGGAAAGAGCCGAGCCCGAGGAAGUCCGUGGAGUCGUUGUGCCUGCUGGAGGAGCCAGGAUCGUCCAGGAUGGCAAGGAGGGAAGAGGAUUGGGGCAGCGAGCUGUCUACAUUGGAACUGAAACCGCCGACAGGUUUCACGGACGCGCACGAAACCAGCGAGGCCGAGUGCGACAUCGACAUGAAACUGAAGCUCCACAGGAAGAGGACGGGUUUUCCUUCUAACUCGCUCUCCAAAUCACCCAAAGACUUCACUAUCACUGUCUAA